Molecule: messenger RNA, 2239 nt
Organism: Cucurbita maxima (winter squash)
Lineage: Eukaryota; Viridiplantae; Streptophyta; Magnoliopsida; Cucurbitales; Cucurbitaceae
Product: nitrate regulatory gene2 protein-like
Exons: 4
Coding region: 134-1966 (610 amino acids)
Source: RefSeq, a predicted model, not a curated record
UUUAAAUGCUGUUUCAGCCGCCAUUAAGUUCUUUGUAGCUCGCCAUUCUUCUCCUUCCCCUUUCCUCAUCACAUUCCCUCCUCCAUGUUCUUCUUCUUCUCCUCCCCCUUCAGAAAAAGUGAUACCCAAUCCAAUGUUUCUUCAGCAAAGGCCUUCAGAUUCCACCCAUGAAGCCAUACCCGCCUGCCCUUCAUGUGCUUGUUGUUCUUCUUCAACCUCCACAGAGUCCUCCAUGGAAGAAAGAGAAGAAGAACCAGUAGAGGAGGAGAGGAUUGAACAGGUCCCUGCAUAUUUCUAUAUGCAAAUGCCACCCCCAAUGCCAUCCCCUCAGAGGGAGUUUAGUUGGGAUUUUUUCAAUCCAUUUGAUACCAUGAGGACCGAUGUCGUCGCCGGGUAUCGCCAGAGCUCGGAGGAGGAAGAAGGCAUUCCAGAGCUGGAGGAAGAGACAGUAGAGAAAAACCAGAGGGUUGAGGAUGUUGGAGAGAAGGAAGAAGAGAAUCAGUUGAAGAAGGGGCUGAAAGUCAUUGAUACACCUGUGGAAGGAAGGGAACUUUUGGAAGCAUUGCAGGAUGUUGAGGAUUAUUUCAUUAGGGCUUAUGAUUCUGGAAUUGAUGUUUCUAGGAUGUUAGAGGCCAACAAAAUUCAGCUUCAAUCUGGUUUAGAAGAAAUAAAAGAGAACUCGACAAAACUCAUCCAAGCGAUAACUUGGCACCGGUCUGUUUCGGGCAAGACUUCAUCAUGUAAGAGUCUAGUAGCAUCUAGUUCGAAAGGUUCUUCGCCAUGGACGGAGUUCAGUAAUGAGCUGUUUGAUGAUUAUGACAUAAUGGACUCGGGAAGCCAUUCGUCGACUCUUGGUCGGUUAUAUGCUUGGGAGAAGAAACUCUAUGAAGAGGUCAAGGCUGGGGACAGCAUGCACAAACUGUAUGAAAAAAGGUGUUCACGACUAAGAAGCCAGGACGUUAAAGGGAGCAAUGGAAUGACAACUGAUAAAACUCGGGUUAUGGUUAAAGAUUUAUACGCCAGGAUCUUGGUCGCCAUUCGAAGUGCUGAAUCAAUCUCGACAAGAAUUGUGAAUCUAAGAGAUGACGAGCUACAACCUCAGAUCGUAGAGCUAUUAAAAGGCUUAACAAGAACUUGGAAAAUCAUGUUGGAAGUUCAUGAAACCCAGAAAAAGAUUAUCCUUGAAGUGAAGACUUAUUCCUGCCAUUCCUAUCUGAAGUUCUGUAACGAAUCUCACCGUCUUGCAACUCUUCAGCUUGGAGCUGAGCUUCAGAAUUGGCGUUCGUGUUUUUCAAAAUAUGUUGAAUCACAGAAGGCUUAUGUUGAAGCUCUCCAUGGAUGGCUGACCAAGUUUGUAGUGCCUGAGGAUGAGUUCUGUUCUCGGGGUCGGACUUCCACUGUGCCUUAUGGGCUGCAUGGACCUCCAUUGCUUUCAAUCUGCCGUGAUUGGCUAUCAUCCAUGGAAAAAUUACCAGAUAAACCAGUAGCCUUUGCAUUGAAAAGCUUUACAAAGGAUAUGAAGGCUCUAUCAGAUAAACAGAUGGAGGAGCUGCAGCAAAAGAGAAGAGUUGAAAGCUUGGCAAAGGAACUCGACCGACGGAUACUGUCCUUCCAGAAAACAGAGAACAAGUUCUUCGAGUUCAACUCUACCGAGCUGAAAUCCGAGUCGGAAGUGGAAAAUCAGAAUGAGUACUUGACAGAAAAGAAAGAUCAGCUAGACAUGUUCAGGAAGAAGCUUGAUUUGGAGAAGGAAAAACACAAUAACUGCAUUCAAGAAGCACAGAGGAUUACAUUAAAUGGAAUACAAACAGGGUUUUCCUCAGUUUUUGAUUCCUUAUCAGAGUUCUCCAAGGCUUCGCAAAAAAUGUACGACCACCUAGUGAAUUACAGUGAGAAUGCCAAUAAAUCUAAGAACAUUAACUAUAUCGAGGGUUCCUCCCAAACUGAAGAAAAUGUAAGCAGAUAAUGAAAGAAAAACCAGAAAAUGGUUGGUUUUUCUUGGAGUUCUGUAAAUUAUAUCAUGUCGAAGCAGCUCGCUGAGACAUUGGUUUGUAGUUUUAAUCUAGCAUCUCCUCCUAGAAAAUUGUUAAGAUUUCUGGUAGAGAGGCUUUUCAUGCUCACAAUUUUGUAGCAGAAGGCCAAUUUAUUGCCUUUUCUACAUUAUUGGCAAGAGGCCCAAGAAAUGUAUAUCUGAACUUAUUGCCUCUUGCAGGAAGAGGCCUAAUUUAUUGCCUUUCUG